This is a messenger RNA of Hyalella azteca, 2200 nucleotides long. RefSeq lists its product as uncharacterized. The record is from RefSeq and is a predicted model, not a curated record. Gene Ontology annotation, molecular function: zinc ion binding. Lineage: Eukaryota; Metazoa; Arthropoda; Malacostraca; Amphipoda; Hyalellidae. The transcript is spliced from 7 exons. The coding region runs from base 38 to 1723 and encodes 561 amino acids.
UGUGUUGCAGCGAUAGCUCAUCUUUCCAAUUUUUGAAAUGUCAGCGAUUAAUCGUUCUAAGAGCAUGAUUAACAUGCAAAUCCAAUGCGAAGCCACUUCGCAGCCUGUUUCUCCCAACGACAAGCCUGGUGCGAAUGCUGCUGCAGAAGCUCCUAUGGAAUGUUCUGGUGAUAAGCCCGACCACGACAUUUGUUUCUUGCACUCGUGCCCUGUCGAAUUCUGGUGUUUCAAGUGCCAAGUUGCCACUUGCAGCAAUUGUAUUUCAGAGCCGCAUUAUGCCCAUGGCCAGAUUUCAUUAAAAAAUUUAGUUGGUCAAGAAUCUUUCGUUGAAGAGGUGAAAUCAUCCCUCAUUGGCGAGCUCGGACAACUAAGGACGCUUUGCCUUGAAGAUACAUUGGACCUUUGCGACAAAGGAUUGGAAUUUAUCGCAUCGAUAAAACCGAUCGAAAAUGAACUAUUGUCUUGGAAGAAACAUCUCCAGCAUCAGCAAAUGAAAAUGUCGGCUUCUAAUUUUAUGGAGACAUCCUGCGAGACUACUUCGAAAGCAGGAGUUGAUGCAUUCCUGAAGGUCAUGUCACUCUGUGAUGUGGAGGGAGCAGCUCUUGCUUCAAAAUUCAGUUUGAAUAAGCUCAAACUAUAUGCCAUUGAUGCAGAUUUCAAGUCGUUGCAUCGAAAUCAGGAAACCCAGAUAAAACGUCUUCUUCCUCUUCCUGAAGAAUUUUUGUGUGUGGACGCAAAAAUUGUUCUUGACAUUGAGAGGAGCAAGAUGGAGCGCAUUCGGCAGACCGUUCAAAGAAGCAAAAUUGAAACAAUGACCGUGAUGUCCUCUGAAAGAAAACCCAUCUUAAAUUUAUCGGAACUGCUCUUGAAAUUAUAUGAAGAGGGUUGUGGAAUUAACCUCUACUUGUUAGAUACUUUUUUUGGGGGCAGCUCUGGCGGGACUAAUGAUUCCGUGAGGUUGAAACUUUUCCUGCACCGAGAAUUUGGGGAGCGCCUAGCAUCGUUCUACGGUCACCUCAAGCACGCCGCUUGGGCCAAGUUCGGUGUUGUUGGACUGCCUAAGCUUGGGCUUCACCUCCAGUCUGGAGGUGACUUGGCUGAUAUCAAGAAGAUACUGAAUGACAACAGCGGUGCUGAGACUGGCACUGAGCCAAGCCCUGGCGAAGCGUCGAAUUGUGAGGGUGCCUCGUCUUCUUGCAAGAGCAGAGCAGCGGUUUUGAGUGGCCCUCGGAAAGUUGUCUCGAAUCAAAAAUCUGCAACAGUGGGGACCAAAGCGCCGUUCGUUGCUGAUAUUGCCAUCAGCAAGAGUGUAAUAGCGACCGAUAUUACGAAAAGUCUGGAGGUGGAGCCCAACAGGAAGUAUCGCCUGCAUUUGGUGAAACUGGAAGAUCCCGACAAGGACUGGUGCUGCGCAGUCAUGAAGGCUUUGCUUCCCCGGAGACGUUAUGAUUUUGACCGCGUUUUUGUUUCUGGAGGCGAAGUUAAGCACGAGCUGUGGAUUCACGAGUGGGGAUGCUUAUCGCCCGCCACCAUGAGAGAAGUGAGGCAAUAUUUGGCCGAUUAUACGAGCAUUCAAGUCGUGAGGGUGAAUGUCAAGUUAUUCACCCAAGAUCAACAAGAGAUAGUAAACGCCCCAUAUGCCGAAACUAUUAGCCAGUCAUCUACAAAUAGUGUGCCCGUGUAUCGUAGGUUGCCAGUGCAAUUCAGCAUUCCACCUUUCUAAUCUUUCAUAUCCGAAUGGGUGAAAUGUAAAGCUCGCGCGAAGAUAUGACAAAAAUUCAAAUGGAACCAUUGCAUUUAUUUUUAGAGUUCUCACUCUUAUGCGAGUCACACUAGUUGUGCAUGAAAAGCCAUUCAAACUUUUGCUGCGGAGGCUGAUUUUAUGAUUUGAUUUGCGUAUGCACAACGUUCACCAGUCAAUGAUCUAUUUAACAGGAUUUGAUCGCAUUAAUUACUUUUAUUUAUUUAUCACUUUGAUUACCGAUUCACCAAUUGAAACUGUUUUGUUGUUAAGAGAAAUAGCCUAAACAUUUAUAGGUACAUGUAUAUAUUCUCUUGACUAAAAAUCUCAGAGUACUCUCUAAAUGUUCACUGGAGCUCUUAUGGAGUUUAUUUUUCUGGUCAUGCUAUCUCAUCUCUAAAUUUUUCUCAACUGUUUUAACUGGCUAUUGAUACGAAUUGUUUUAGCGGGCAACGUGUA